This is a messenger RNA of Glycine soja, 456 nucleotides long. Its product is annotated as caffeic acid 3-O-methyltransferase-like. The transcript is spliced from 2 exons. Gene Ontology annotation, molecular function: S-adenosylmethionine-dependent methyltransferase activity; O-methyltransferase activity. NCBI's taxonomy places the organism in Eukaryota, Viridiplantae, Streptophyta, Magnoliopsida, Fabales, Fabaceae. Gene Ontology annotation, biological process: methylation. Bases 1 to 456 code for a protein of 151 amino acids. The record is from RefSeq and is a predicted model, not a curated record.
AUGAAAGAUGCAAUUCUUGAAGGAGGUAUUCCAUUCAACCGGGACCAUGGCAAACACGUAUUCGAGUAUUCCAACAUGAACCCGAGCUUCAAUCAGCUUUUCAUGGCUGCAAUGACCAACCGUGCGACUUUAAUCAUGAAGAAGAUUGUUGAAUGCUACAUGGGAUUUGAACACAUCAAUAGGCUGGUUGAUGUUGGAGGAGGCCUUGGGUUACUAACCCUAGCUAUAGGUUCGUAUGACGCCGCAUUUGCAGUACCCCAGUCCUCCCCUCCAAACCCUCCUCACCAAGUCCUCGAAUCCCUCCUCUCGCUCCACUUCUUCCUCCUUCCUUCCUCCACCGCUGUCGCCGCUUCCUCCGCCGUUGACGACCAAUCCGAGUUCAUCUACCUCUCCUGGCUGAGUUUGGGAUCAGCCUGGAGGCAGGCGGGGCCGCCAACGUUGGGGAGGAAGAAGUAG